AAACCUGACUUAUCAAACUGACAAGUCUGUCAAAUCAAAUCAAUACAAUCAUUUCAAAGCAACGUUAUUAUUUAGAAAUCUUUAUUUUUAUUAUUAUUUCGUCAACAAAAUGAUGGAGGAAGACGAAGAAACCAGUUUAAUAAUCUGCCGAACGAAAUCCGAUUUGCCAGCGAGGCGUCGCCCGAAGAGGAUUAGGAUACCACGCCGCGCCCUGUCCGUGGCGAUACCAGAGCCCAAGAUCAUGGUCAUGACUGCUGGGAUAAAGCCUGUGCCUAUUAAGCUGCGUCAAUGUCUAAUAUCGCCCUUGACACUGUACGAGCUGAGCGCUGCCGUGGUGGACGGGCUGGACUAUCCUGACGCGUUCAAGUGGACGGAGACCGAUGUCGCCAAGUGGAUGGUGAACGUCGUCGGCUUACCGCAGUAUAGGAGAUGUAUCUUCGCUAACAAGAUCAACGGCAAAAGACUGCUGCGAAUGGAACUGCCGUCGUCUCUGCCUGAUAUUAACAUACACGACUACGCUCAUAUUGCAAAAAUAACCGCAGAAGUGAGAAAGCUAUAUGUGACUGACUUCAUUCGUUUCUCUCGGAGCAUCGGCUUGCCGUUUCGGAAGCCGCUCACGCAUUGCACGUGGUUCAAAGCCAGGACCGGCAUGCAGUGGGGGAUACGACAGAAUUGGACCAGGAGUGACAUACUACGAUGGAUGCAAAUUUUGAAUCCGAAACCGUUGUACCUGGACCACUGGGAUUUAGUAUGGUACCAGAAGGCAGAUUUUCCAAAGACCAUGUUUGCAAGAAUACCACGAGCUCCACCGCGUGAAGAGCUACCACACUAUGAACCCCCUGAGGAGUUCUGCAAUGAGUACCUGACUCCUCGACGAUUCAGACUGCAAGCGAACAUUCCAGAAGACGCCCAACUCAUCUGGAUGGAGCAUAGACCAGGCUCGCCGAACAGAAAGGAGCCCUUAACUAAAGAGGAAAAAAAGAAGUUGAAAAAACAACAAAGUAUCAAGCCCAAGGAUUCUCGACUGAUUCCUAAGAGACCCUGCUUGACCGGACUGUCUGGUAAGGACUUAAUACUGGCUAGAAGGAAGAUGCCCAAACCUAAGUUCUUGAGCGGUUUUAAGUGAGAAGGUGGUAAGUAUUAUGCAGGCUGGUGAUAUUGUAUUAGGUAGUAAUUUACAAG
Helicoverpa armigera (cotton bollworm) is the source of this 1182-nucleotide messenger RNA. RefSeq lists its product as uncharacterized. The record is from RefSeq and is a predicted model, not a curated record. The transcript is spliced from 8 exons. Lineage: Eukaryota; Metazoa; Arthropoda; Insecta; Lepidoptera; Noctuidae. Bases 110 to 1126 code for a protein of 338 amino acids. Gene Ontology annotation, molecular function: protein binding.